This is a messenger RNA of Hermetia illucens (black soldier fly), 1624 nucleotides long. RefSeq names its product probable cytochrome P450 6a21. The record is from RefSeq and is a predicted model, not a curated record. Lineage: Eukaryota; Metazoa; Arthropoda; Insecta; Diptera; Stratiomyidae. The transcript has 2 exons. Gene Ontology annotation, molecular function: oxidoreductase activity, acting on paired donors, with incorporation or reduction of molecular oxygen; monooxygenase activity; iron ion binding. The coding region runs from base 86 to 1588 and encodes 500 amino acids.
GAAAUUUUCGAGUUAGUAGCUUGGAAUCCGCGAAACGGUAAACGUUGCCUUGUAUUCAAGUAGCAGAUACUUCGAUUCUUAUUAAAUGGAUUGGUUAUCAAUUGCUCUGCUGUUUAUAAUUGGCAUCAUAUCAAGUGUUUUUCUGUUUUUCAAAAAAAGAUAUUCCUAUUGGAAGGAUCGGGGAGUACCGUUUUUAAAACCGACAUUUCCUUUCGGGAAUUUCACACCCAAGAAAGCAAUUCAUUUCAAAGACGUGACUGGCAACAUUUACAACCAAAAAAAUGGAGGACCAUUCGUGGGAGGAUACUUCUUUGCAUCACCUGUUGUUGUAGCAACCGAUUUGGAUUUCGUGCAAAAUGUGCUUAUAAAAGAUUUUAGCACAUUCCAUAACAGAGGAAUCUACAACAACGAAGUAGAUGAUCCUUUAUCGGCGCAUAUGUUUAGUUUGGACGGCGAGAGAUGGAAAUCAUUGCGGGCAAAGCUAUCACCAACCUUCACUUCGGGUAAAAUGAAGUUCAUGUUUUCUACCGUUGCGGAAGUCGCUGAGCGUUUUAACGCCACCUUGGCUAAUCUUGUCAAACCUAGUGCUGUAUUAGAGAUGAAAGACCUAUCUGCAAGAUUCACAACUGAUGUUAUCGGGUCUUGUGCGUUUGGGAUUGAAUGCAACAGUUUGGGUACCCCAGAUUCAGAAUUUCGUCGCUACGGAACGAAAGUGGUCAGUGAUUUCCCGUUACCGGUUCUAAUUUUUUUGGCAACCUCUUAUCCGGAUUUGGCAAGGAAGUUUCAUUUAAGGAUUUUCUCGAAAGAUGUUAGCGAUUUCUUCAUGAAUACAGUGCGUGAAACUAUUAAAUAUCGAGAAAAAAGCAAUGUCAGGCGAAACGAUUUCAUGGACCUAUUAAUCCAGCUCAAAAACAAUAAAUUGGAGGAUGAACAUUCAAGGAAAUUGGGGUCUUUGACAUUCAACGAGGUCGCUGCCCAGGCUUUCCUAUUUUUCUUUGCUGGAUUUGAAACUUCUUCCACUACAAUGAUUUUCGCUUUAUAUGAAUUGGCACUAAACCCUGACAUUCAAAAAAAAGCACGUAAAGAGAUUGAACAGGUGUUGUCGAAGCACAAUGGAGAGAUUAGUUACGAAAGUAUCAAGGAAAUGGUGUAUAUCGAUCAAAUUAUCAGUGAAACUUUGCGGAAAUAUCCUACGGUGAUAAAUCUUUUAAGAAAAGCUGCUAAAGACUACGCCGUUCCAAACUCUAAUUUUGUAAUUGAAAAGGGAACAUCCGUAUUCAUACCUACUUUUUCAAUUCACCAUGACCCAGAAAUUUAUGAGAAUCCGGAAAUUUUUGACCCGUUGCGUUUUUCUCCAGAGCAAGUUCAUAAUCGCCAUCCAGUCGCGUUUCUGGGCUUUGGGGAUGGCCCAAGAAACUGUGUAGGAUUGAGAUUCGGAAGAAUGCAGUCUCGUAUUGGAUUGGUCACUCUUUUGAAGAAUUACCGCUUUAGACCAUGUGAAAAGACUACUAUUCCAAUGGAAUUCGUGGAUGGAAUUCCGCUGCUUGCUCCUAAACAUGGAAUGUAUCUCACUGUAGAGAAAGUAUAGAUUGAAGGAAGUGGGGGCUGCAAUAUAAUAUUUUUA